Molecule: messenger RNA, 787 nt
Organism: Vicugna pacos (alpaca)
Lineage: Eukaryota; Metazoa; Chordata; Mammalia; Artiodactyla; Camelidae
Source: RefSeq, a predicted model, not a curated record
CUUUUCAGUCCAUGUAUAAAGUCCACUCUCCCGGGAUCGCGUGUUGCAGACACUGCCUUCCACGUUCUCUCAGAGACCGAGCUAGAGACCCAGGCUCCCCCAGGAGUGUGAGGCAACCAUGGUUCAGAAGUUCCAGCUCCUGUUCCUGCUGGUGGUGUUGGGGUGGGUCCAGCCUUCCCUGGGCUCGGAAACGGCGGCCGAGAAGUUUGAGCGGCAGCACAUGGACAGCGACGGCUCCUCCAGCAGCAACUCCAACUACUGCAACCAAAUGAUGAAGCGUCGUGAAAUGACAGGUGGAUAUUGCAAGCCAGUGAACACCUUUAUUCAUGAGUCCCUGGAAGAUGUGCAGGCCGUCUGCUCCCAGGAAAGCGUCACCUGCAAAAAUGGGCAGACCAACUGCCACCAGAGCACAUCCACCAUGCACAUCACAGACUGCCGUGAAACGGGCAGUUCCAAGUACCCCAACUGUGCAUACAAGGCCAGCAAUCUGCAGAAACACAUCAUCAUAGCCUGUGAGGGGAACCCGUACGUGCCAGUCCACUUCGACGCUUCGGUGUAGCUGUCCAUCUGAGGCCGGAGCAGCAAGAUAUCCCAUUUGAUCAUGAAGGCAUCUGUCUCUCCUUUCUUGCUUCCUUGCCCUCAGAGCAACUACGCAGCACGCACACACGCUUCCCUGGCCUCACAUUGCCCCUGCGUGGUUUAGGGGUAGAGGGGUGGCUUGUGAGUUGGGGCCCAUGUUACCCACUUCACUACUUCUUUCAAUAAAACACAGCUGCAGUCACCUGAA